Paramecium sonneborni is the source of this 653-nucleotide messenger RNA. Lineage: Eukaryota; Ciliophora; Oligohymenophorea; Peniculida; Parameciidae. The record is from the annotation of a GenBank genome assembly.
AUGGAAAUGGGAAUUAAUCUUUCACAUUAAUAAAAGAUAUCAAUUGAUCAGGAAGAAAUUUUGCCAAAGAAUAGAUUUGAAGUAUAAUCAAAUUAAUCAGAAGAAUCUCAAGAUAUAUAGUAAAUUUAUUAAAACAAUAUUAUAGAAGAAAAAAUUCUUCAACUUUCUAGCUCUAACUUUUCAAUAAUGUAGAAAAAAUAGGGUGUCUUGGAAGAGUAGGAAAUUAAGAUAAAAUAUAGAGGCUUACUAUGUGGAGUGUCAAUUAGGAUAGAAAAAUUCUAUAAAAUGUUGGAGGCUAUUACUCAAAAAUUGGCUAAAAGAUAGGUUUGUGGAAAGUAAUAAGUAAGAAUUAUUGCAAGUAAGAGAAAUUUCUAAAUCUAUUUAGCAAAUUUUUUGUUUUUGAUUAAAGAUAGUACCAUAAAGAUAAAAAGGAUAGGAAGUGGAAGUGUACUUAUUACAACAGAAUGAUGUAUUGUUUCAAUGGCGAAGGAUCACAUUAUUUUUAUUAAGAAGGUGUUUAAAAAAAAAUUGGAAUGCAGAUAGAAUUGAAUUAAGCGUUUGUUGAAUAGUCAAAAUAAUAUUAUGAAUGGUAAGGGAAUUUAUGUAGUGGUGAUGGAUCAUAUGAUUAAAAUGGAAAUUAGAAAAAGAUUUGA